UUCCCUGUUGGUGAUUUGCAGUGGGGGUUUCUGAGGGGAAACAGCUCCUUAAAAAUCAGGGAAUUGUUUCAGGGAGCUGGGAAUUGUUCCUGGACAUUCCCAGCUUUCGGAAUCAGUGGUUGGAUCCAUCUUUUCCUUGCCCAGAAUUCCAGGAAUUCCCCAAAAUCCCGGAGUUUUCUGGUGCCCUGAAGGAAUUUGGGAUUUCCCUGUUGAUUUUCAGCAGGGGUGGGCAAACAGCUCCUUCCAAAUCCCAGAGCAGGGAAUUUUCCCUGGAUAUUCCAAUCUUUGGGAUCCAAACUCAAAUCCACCCCGCGGAUGGAUGGAAAAUUCCGGAAUUUUUUGUUCCCUUUUUCCCAUCCCAAUGAUCCUGCUCCUUAUUUGGCUCCUUAAAAUUUUCAGCCAGCAGGGAAUUCCUUUCCAAUCCCAAUUUUCUCCUCCAUCUUUUCCAAAGCUUUGGAUGUUCCCAGGAUUUCUUUCACUUUCCGCGUUGAUUCUUUCAAACCUCUCAUAAAUUCCUCAUUUUUCUGUUUUAAUUUGGAUUUUUAAGAAGGAUUUUAAACUUUUCUAGGCAAGAUUUUUUCCCAAAAAAAAAGAGGGAUUUUUCCCAUGAAACAGGGGAAUUCCCAAGGGAUGAAUUCCCGGGAAAAGCCGUGUGUUUGUCUCCGCAGGACAGCGUGGAGCACUGCAUCAUCGGCGUCACCAUCCUGUCCCAGCUCACCAAUGAGAUCAACCAGGCAUCGGGGAAGGCUCUGAACCUGCACGACGAGAGCCAGCACGGGCUGCUGAUGCAGCUGCUGAAACUCACCCACAACUGCCUCAACUUCGACUUCAUCGGCACCUCCACCGACGAGUCCUCGGACGACCUGUGCACCGUGCAGAUCCCAACCAGCUGGAGAUCAGCUUUCUUGGAUUCUUCGACCCUUCAGUUGUUUUUUGACCUUUAUCAUUCCAUCCCUCCUUCGUUCUCUCCUCUGGUUUUAUCCUGCUUGGUGCAGAUCGCCUCCGUGCGCCGCUCCCUGUUCAACAACGCCGAGCGGGCAAAGUUCCUGUCCCACCUGGUGGACGGAGUCAAGCGGAUACUGGAGAACCCCCAGGUGAAUAUUCCAGCUGGGAAUGGAGGCUCCGUGUCCUCUCUGUCACGUUUCAUCCCAAAAAAUUCCCGCUGGGAUGGGCUGGAGGACCCUCUGGAGGACACGGGGCUGGUGCAGCAGCAGCUGGAUCAGCUGUCCACCAUCGGGCGCUGCGAGUACGAGAAGACGUGCGCGCUGCUGGUGCAGCUCUUCGACCAGGCCGCCCAGUCCUACCAGGAGCUGCUGCAGAGCGCCAGUGCCAGCCCCAUGGACCUGGCUGUGCAGGAAGUGCCAGCCCCAUGGACCUGA
Molecule: messenger RNA, 1379 nt
Organism: Parus major (Great Tit)
Lineage: Eukaryota; Metazoa; Chordata; Aves; Passeriformes; Paridae
Product: exportin-7-like
Exons: 6
Coding region: 786-1379 (197 amino acids)
Biological process (GO): protein export from nucleus
Cellular component (GO): cytoplasm; nuclear pore
Molecular function (GO): nuclear export signal receptor activity
Source: RefSeq, a predicted model, not a curated record